AUGCUAUUUGGACAUGAAUGGAGCAGGACCCGAGGUCCCAUCGGCCCUGGCAAGUAUGGCUAUGGGAAAGCCCCAUACAUUUUACCACUGCAGACAGACUCCACACACUCACCACAGAGGCUUCGGAGGCAGAGGUCCUCGUCCCGGCAUUCCAGGUCCCAAGAGGCAUCGGGUCCUAGCUAUGGCUAUAGCCCUCCACGUGGCCGGGCCCCCCACCGUAGCCCUCUGUACCAGGGUGACAGUGGCCCUCAUUCUGGACUGCAGGCCUCAGAGGCUUCCAUCUACCAGCUGCCUUUGACCCAUGACCAGGGCUUCCCUGUAGCUUCAAGUUCCUUGCACAGCCCAGAAACAAGCAGCAGCCAUGGCAUGGGGGCCCACAGCACAGCCCUGAGCUUCGCCCAGCCAGCCCGGUCUGCAGCAAUCUCCUGCAUUGGGGCCUAUCGCCAAUACAAGCUGUGCAACACCAACGUGUGUCCAGAAAGCAGUAGGAGUAUUCGGGAGGUACAGUGUGCAUCCUACAACAACAAGCCAUUCAUGGGCCGCUUUUAUGAAUGGGAACCAUUUGCAGAAGUAAAGGGCAAUCGGAAGUGCGAGUUGAACUGCCAGGCAAUGGGCUAUCGCUUCUAUGUACGCCAAGCUGAGAAGGUCAUUGAUGGCACCCCCUGCGACCAGAACGGCUCGGCCAUCUGCGUGUCUGGGCAGUGCAAGAGCAUCGGCUGUGACGAUUACCUAGGCUCCGACAAAGUGGUGGACAAAUGCGGGGUGUGCGGAGGCGACAACACGGGCUGUCAGGUGGUGUCGGGCGUGUUUAAGCACGCCCUCCCCAGCUUGGGCUACCACCGCGUUGUUGAGAUUCCCCAAGGAGCCACAAAGAUCAACAUCACCGAGAUGCACAAGAGCAACAACUAUCUGGCCUUGCGAAGUCGUUCUGGCCGCUCCAUCAUCAACGGGAACUGGGCAAUUGACCGGCCUGGAAAAUACGAGGGUGGAGGGACAAUGUUCACCUACAAGCGUCCAAAUGAGAUUUCGAGCACUGCUGGAGAGUCCUUUCUGGCUGAAGGUCCCACUAACGAGAUCUUGGAUGUUUAUAUGAUACACCAGCAGCCUAACCCAGGAGUCCACUAUGAGUACGUCAUCAUGGGGACCAAUGCCAUCAGCCCACAAGUGCCACCUCACAGGAGACCAGGGGAGCCCUUCCAUGGCCAGCUGCUCCCGGAGGGGAGGAGUCAGGAGGCGGGAGAAGAGAAGGAACAGACAGAGGAGAAGGAAGGCUUGCACGGUGGGGCACCAGAAAUAUUCACCUCGGAAUCUGCGCAGACCUUCUCAGCCAGGCAUCCAGAUAGAUUUUCUUCCCACUGGCCGGGCAAUUUGGUGCUACCAGCACCACAGCCCCCACGACGAAGCCGAGAUCACAACUGGAAACAGCUUGGGACCACGGAGUGCUCCACGACCUGUGGGAAAGGAUCGCAGUACCCCAUCUUUCGCUGUGUGCACAGAAACACUCAUGAAGAGGUUCCCGAGAGCUACUGUGACUCCAGCACGAAGCCGACCCCCGAGGAGGAGCCCUGCAGCAUCUUCCCUUGCCCAGCCUUCUGGGACAUCGGGGAGUGGUCCGAGUGCAGCAAAACCUGCGGCCUGGGCAUGCAGCAUCGCCAGGUUCUGUGUCGCCAGGUGUACGCCAACCGAAGCCUGACGGUGCAGCCCUACCGCUGCCAGCACCUGGAGAAGCCCGAGACCACCAGCACCUGCCAGCUCAAGAUCUGCAGUGAGUGGCAGAUCCGGACGGACUGGACCUCGUGCUCUGUGCCCUGUGGAGUGGGGCAGAGGACCCGGGACGUGAAGUGUGUGAGCAACAUUGGGGACGUGGUUGACGACGAGGAAUGCAACAUGAAGCUCCGGCCCAAUGACGUUGAGAACUGCGACAUGGGGCCCUGUGCGAGGAGCUGGUUCCUCACCGAGUGGGGUGAGAGGUGUUCAGCGGAGUGCGGGGCUGGAGUGCGGACUCGCUCGGUGGUAUGCAUGACCAACCACAUCAGCAGCCUGCCUCUGGAGGGCUGUGGGAACAACCGGCCAGCAGAGGCCACUCCCUGUGACAACGGGCCCUGCAUGGGCAAGGUGGAGUGGUUUGCUGGGAGCUGGAGUCAGUGCUCCAUAGAGUGUGGCAGUGGGACCCAACAGAGGGAGGUGAUUUGUGUUAGGAAGAAUGCAGACACCUUUGAAGUGCUGGACCCCUAUGAAUGUUCCUUCCUAGAGAAACCCCCCAGCCAACAGACCUGCCACCUGAAGCCUUGUGGAGCCAAAUGGUUUAACACAGAAUGGAGCAUGGUAA
This is a messenger RNA of Myotis davidii, 2329 nucleotides long. Its product is annotated as thrombospondin type-1 domain-containing protein 4. Gene Ontology annotation, molecular function: metalloendopeptidase activity. The record is from RefSeq and is a predicted model, not a curated record. NCBI's taxonomy places the organism in Eukaryota, Metazoa, Chordata, Mammalia, Chiroptera, Vespertilionidae. Gene Ontology annotation, biological process: extracellular matrix organization. The transcript has 13 exons. The annotation marks the transcript as partial. Gene Ontology annotation, cellular component: extracellular matrix.